CUCUGUCUUGCUCAUAUAAUAUUUGUGGAGGCUUCAAUCUUGCUUCUCCAUGCCCUCAAUUAACAUCUAUUUUCUAUCCCAAAUAUCUGGCAUAGAAUACGCCAUCAGGGUCAUACACAGGGAUGCAGAGCAGUCCUCCAAGCCCAUUGUGUCUGGUUCUACACACACACACACACACACACACAGAAAAUUGCCUAGUUGCCACUCUGGGGUCCCAGUAUGGUGAGGUUUACUCAACUCCCCCAGGAUCCUCACCUCCAGGCUCAUCCCAGAGUUCCCAGCACUUUCAGCUUCCUGACCCUCCCCCCUAUCUAGUUCUGUCCACCCAGGACCCCCUUCCUCAUAGCAUCCUGUCCACCUCUCCAGGGUCUGGGUUCACUUCCCCAUGCUAACAGUCACCUCCUCAGCAGUAGCAGGGCCUUGGGGCCUCUAAGGAGAGCGACCUCGAUGCUUGGUGUAGAGAACCUGAGGUAAAUCCUUUGGGAUCUCCAACUUGGCCAGGGGCCUCCCUACCCAAAUCUCCUUUCCUCAGCCAUUUUUGAAGAUUGAAAGGUUCUGGGGGUGGAGAGACAGGGCUAUCCGUUAGUUUUUGUAUCCUAAGCAAGACCUCAUCUUUCCUUAAAAUUAAAUACAGUUUAAAAGGCCGUUUCAAGGGUUUGUUGCAGCCGCAACCAGCGUCUCUACAGGGUAGAAAAUCCAGCGGUCUGAAGGCGACAAGCCAGACUGCAAUUCCUCAAAGUAGGCACCAGGUGUCGCUGUGGGCUCGUUGUCCCGGCUACCCCCCAAUUCCAAGAACCAUUUUUUUUUCUCCCCCUCUCUCUCUCUUUCUCUCUCACUCCCUCUUCCCCUUGGUUGGGCUUUGCCAACAUAUCAAGAUGCGUUUCGCCGGCUUCCAUCACUAACCUCCCGGAGGUCAUCAAGCCAAAUUUAUGAGUGGCCGCUCCAGUCACGUGACUCUAUUUAAGGCUCCCUUAUUUGGGAAGAGCGCAUAGGAUAAAGAAAGAGAUAUCUCCACCUAUAAAUUGUGCACUUUGGAGAACAAAAAACCCCUCAACUUCAAAGAGUCACAAAUCACCCUUAAUCAAAAAGGGUGCAGAAAUUUUUUUUGGGCCCUCCCCGCCAUGAGCUCCUACGUAGCCAAUUCAUUCUAUAAGCAGAGCCCCAAUAUCCCUGCCUAUAACAUGCAAACUUGUGGGAACUAUGGAUCGGCCUCAGAGGUGCAGGCAUCCAGGUACUGCUACGGUGGAUUGGACUUAAGCAUCACUUUCCCACCGCCUGCGCCUUCCAACUCUCUCCACGGGGUAGACAUGGCUGCCAACCCCCGGGCUCACCCCGACCGCCCCGCCUGCAGCGCCGCGGCCGCUCCGGGACACGCUCUGGGCAGAGAUGAAGCGGCUCCUCUGAACCCCGGGAUGUACAGUCAGAAGGCGGCUCGCCCAGCGCUGGAGGAGCGAGCUAAGAGCAGUGGGGAGAUCAAAGAGGAGCAGGCGCAGACAGGGCAGCCCGCCGGACUGAGCCAGCCACCGGCCCCGCCACAGAUUUACCCGUGGAUGACCAAACUGCACAUGAGCCACGAGACGGACGGCAAGCGGUCCCGAACCAGUUACACGCGCUACCAGACUCUGGAACUGGAAAAAGAAUUCCACUUUAACCGCUACCUCACUCGCCGCAGGCGCAUAGAGAUCGCCAACAACUUGUGUCUCAACGAGAGACAGAUCAAGAUCUGGUUCCAGAACCGCAGGAUGAAGUGGAAGAAGGAUUCCAAAAUGAAAAGCAAAGAGGCUCUUUAGAGGCAGCGGGGAGGCCCGCAGAUAGGACCCCGAGCCCGCUUUGGUCCCCGCGCCUUUCCUUUUCGGUUUUCCUCUCUAUAUUUUGGGAGCAAGGACGGGGGCGGCAGCACCGGCUCCGGGGCCUCACAGACAAAAGCUCUUUUCCUUGGCAUUCCGCAUCCCCACCGACCCCAGUUUCCCGAGGGGCUAUCCGCGCUGCCCAGACUCCCUCCAGUCCUGCUCAGCACCGGGGGAGGGUGGCGGGCAGGGCAAGCUCCGCGGGGGUUCCCCACAGGGCUGCGGGAGCCGAGCUGGUGCUGAACGAACCCGGGCCUGGGCCUCCUCUUGGGCUUUCAGCCCCAACGCGGCCCUCCGGUUUAAGGUGGACCCAGCAAGUGUUCCAGGACCCGCGGCCCGACCCUCCGGCCUCCCCUGUCCUUUGUUCCCGUAUUAGGCUGGCCAGGCGGCUGAGGGCUGGCGAGAGUGGUUGUGCUUGGCGGAGUCUGGCCCCAGACUCGGGGUGCUUCGUUGUAGCGACUAAGCUCCAUGUUUGGCUUUUAAAUGAUUUGCAUAUGAAAGGGGGAGAUGACUGGAGGUCCGCCUAGGGCCCCCUCAGUGGCCCUACGCUCUCCAAACCUUCUCACCCAUCCCUAAGCCCGGUAACCUCUCCAGCCUGCGCCCCCGCCCCCACCCGCAUGCCCUCUCAGGUCCCUCCGCCUCAGACCACUAGCUAGCUCAACUAUGGGGGUUCCCUGCCACUGGACCCCAGCAAGCAGUCCUAGGUUUCUUGGCUGCCCACGAGUCCCUGCCACAACUCUCUGUGCCCUCCUGCCCCAUCGCUGUUGUCCAACUAUUUAUUGACUCCAGGUCUUUCCUGAAACUAUAUUUUGUCAUAUCAAAUAAAGACAAAGAGAGAACAGGACUAAAGAUGCAGCAAUGCCUCUCUGUUUGGGGCAUGUAUUGGGUAAAAGUAUCUAAAUGGGCUAUAGGGUACAGAGGAGGCCCACAGCUUCUCUGCCUCUUUUGAAAAAAGAAUUUUUAGGAGCUUCGAGAGGGAUUGAGAAGAGGGUGGUGAAACUGAGCUCCUUCCUAGAUCCCUGGUUCCCAGAAGGGCCUUUGGGGAAAGGGGGGGGCACUUAGGUGGUGUGUACUGGCGUUUCCCACGCUGUGGCUUGUCCAAGGCUUUCAGGCCUCUGUACCCCACUCCCACUUUGGCUGGGUGAAUCUGAGGCCUUUAGACAAGCAAGUAGACCACUGCCUCCCAGAAAUAAUCUGCAGGGCCCGGAGGCUCCAUGGUGCUCAGACUCUGGGGUCCUUUUGGGCCUCUGAAGAUCUCUCCCAGGCCUAGGUGACCCAUUUGGUCCCAAGAAGGAUUCUCAGAAAGAGUUGGUACUGCUUGGCGAAGGGGUCUGAGGCGAGUUAAAAGAACUGUGUGUUAGCUUUUUAAGGUACCGGGGGAGAUGGGAACGAGGAGGGCAGCCUACAGUGAACCUGCCUGGCUGGCAACGUGCAAACCAGUUUCUCCCACUUCUAGGGCCUAAGGCUAUGCAGGACAAUUAGCUGGGAAAGGAGCUGUGUAGACUGGUGCCUGAGUCCCGUCUGUUUGCCAUCAUUUGUCUCAGUCUCUGGGAUUUUGUGUGGAGGGGGAGUGGACUAAAGGGAAGGGGAAAAGGCAGAUAAUUCAGGUGGUGCUGAGGCCGGCUGUGGCCCAUACUCUGCUCUGCUCCGGGCCCCUGGAAUGGGAUGGGGGAGGGAGUACUUUAUAGGAGAAACAAAUGUGGGAAGGGUCCAUAAAACUUUACUGCAUUUCCUCUCCUGCCUCCCACAAUGGGGGUGAUUUCCUGGAGCCAAGCCUAGGCCCCCCACACUGGGGGAGGGUGCGGUUCAGGAGCUGGGCUAGAAGGCUGCUCUUACAGCCAAGAGGGAAAGGGAGCAGAGAGACUCUGGGGAGGGGCAAGGGGAAUAUUUAUGAUUAUUAAUGCUGAUGCUCCUUGAAUUUAUUAUAAGGACUGACUUCUCUGCAUCCCACUGCCUAAGCUAUCCAUCUGUCAUUUUUUUUUUUUUUAACCCAGGAGUCUUUCUUUCCUCACCCCGUGCCUAGCACGUAGGAGGUCUCAACAAAUGUUUAUUGAUCUGUGCCCAUUGCUGUGCCCUUCCAUUUGCACUCAGGCCAAGAUAGGGCACCCGUUCGGUCUCUCCCUGACUAGCACACAAGAGUCUGCCCAGCCUAGCACCACCUCGGCUCCGCUCUCAAUCUCCCUCUCUCUCUCUCUCUCUCUCUCAAAUAAAAUGUGUAAUUUUCUUCAGGGAGUUAUUUUAAUUUUUUCUCCAUGCUGAGUAAAACUAUUGGGUGAGCGGUGAAGCGUGGAGAAGCACUGACGUCUCCAAUGGGUAACGGUUAACUAAAAUAGAGGCCGCGGCGCCCGCCAUCACACCCUCCAGCAUCCCGGGCUGCAGAGGCCCUGAGCUCCCUCCCCAGGGGAUGCACCGCCCCAGGGGUAGAACCAAGGGCUGGGCCAGAGCCAGGGCCCAAGUUGUCAGACCCGCCCUGCAGGGCCCACCAGCCCCUCUUGGCCCAGAAUGCCUCCUUCCUGCAGUGUUAAGGCCUCUUUCCCUGGAGGAGCUGGAGGGUUGACUCAAGUUUGCCAGACUUGGGUGGAGGCAGCCAAGCCGGCCUGCCC
Molecule: messenger RNA, 4450 nt
Organism: Mustela erminea (ermine)
Lineage: Eukaryota; Metazoa; Chordata; Mammalia; Carnivora; Mustelidae
Gene: HOXC5
Product: homeobox C5
Exons: 2
Coding region: 1122-1790 (222 amino acids)
Biological process (GO): regulation of transcription by RNA polymerase II; embryonic skeletal system morphogenesis; anterior/posterior pattern specification
Cellular component (GO): nucleus
Molecular function (GO): DNA-binding transcription factor activity, RNA polymerase II-specific; RNA polymerase II cis-regulatory region sequence-specific DNA binding
Source: RefSeq, a predicted model, not a curated record